AUGUCGGACGACAAGUCAGCCGGAAGAUUGAAGAUCAUCCUCGGAGUCGACUACGGGACCACAUUCACGGGGGUUAGCUAUGUAACCUCGGACAAAACGAGCAUCGACGACAUUGAUGUGAUCCGGACUUGGCCGGGCGACGGACGCCCAGUCGAGGGCAAUUGGAAGACACCGACGGUCAUCGCCUAUAAAGCCGAGAACCGGAGGGCGCGCCGCAACCACUGGGGCUAUGAGGUGCGCCGCGGCAUGCUGUCGUGUUCGUGGACGAAGCUGCUCCUGGACACAUCGGCCGAGACGGCCGAGUUCGACGACCCGUCGCUGCACGAUGCCGCUGGCUCCGCCUUCUUCCACAUUCCCGAGGGCAAGGACGCGCAGAUGGUGUGCCAGGACUUCCUGACCGAGGUCUACCGCUUCGUCAUCCACAACCUCCAGAUGCGCAUCACGUCCAAGGUCUUUGACAUGACGCCAAUGGAGUGUUACCUCACCGUUCCCGCGAUAUGGACGGAUAAGGCGCGGACGGCGACGUGGGAAGCCGCGAAGGCGGCUGGCUUCGGGUCCCGUCCGUUUGACACCAUCCGUAUGGUCCCCGAGCCGGAAGCGGCGGCUGUGGCUGCACUGAGAAAAGACCUCCGCCCGGGUUCGGUGAACGCUGUUAAGACCGGAGAUAACGCCCUCAUUCUCGACUGCGGAGGCGGGACUGUGGAUAUCACGACAUAUACGAUAAGAAAAACGUUCCCGUCAAUUGAGUUUGACGAAAUUUGUGUUGGCAUCGGGGGGAAGUGCGGAUCGACAUAUAUCGAUCGCAACUUCCUCAAGCUGAUGGCAGAGCGAUUCGGGCCCGCCUUCGAAGACGUCCCGCUCAAACGGAGAGGUCCGGGAAGCGAGUUCAUGGCAUCGUUUGAAAAAGUCAAACAGAGCUUUGGUAUCUCGGAGAACGUGUCCUUCGAGAUCUAUCCCAUCCACAUGCAAGGCGAAUUCGACGAGGAGCACUACGACCCAGAAGAGGCGGCCGUCAUUCUGUCAAGGGGCGACAUGGAGCAUAUAUUUGAUCCAGUCGUCCAGGACGUGCUUUGUCUCGUCAAUCAGCAGGUCGAGCGCAUCGCGCACACAAAGGGAAAGCGAAUCAACAUCAUCGUUCUUGUUGGUGGCUUUGGGAACUCGGACUACCUGAAGCACAAACUGGACUCCUGGUGCGCAAUCAACGGAAUCAAAUGCAUCCGCCCGACUUUCUGGGGGCUCGAGGGAGUGAUGCCGCGCACGCUCAUCUGCCGGCGUCAUUACGGAUUCAGAUGUGGUCUGCGCUUUCGGCCGGGCAUUGAUGAUGAACAGUAUGCCUUCGAGGAUUGGGACGGUGAGCUAUUCUGUAGUUCGCGCGUUCGCUGGAUGAUCAAUAAGGGCGAAAAACUUUCCGAGUCAACGUAUAGGACUACCACAGUCCGGAGAAUAUGGUCAGCCGAGAGCUCAUACACCUUCAAAAGUAACCUAUACACCUGUAACCUUGAUUCGGCCCCCGAACAUUACGACGACUCUGGGGUGGUACAUGUCGGCAGUAUUCGUGUCGACUUCGCAAACGUCGACAUGUCCAUGUUCAGGCAAAGGACGGUAUUGGGUGGUGUGGAAUAUGAACUCAAAUACAAAAUCGGCGUUGACUUCAGAGCUGAUGAAGGGAUCCUGCGGUGUUUCUGCCUGGCUGAUGGCAAGACUGUUGGCAUCACGACAAUCAGUUUCACGGAUCUUAUCUCCUAA
Thermothelomyces thermophilus ATCC 42464 is the source of this 1746-nucleotide messenger RNA. RefSeq lists its product as uncharacterized. The transcript is spliced from 10 exons. Bases 1 to 1746 code for a protein of 581 amino acids. NCBI's taxonomy places the organism in Eukaryota, Fungi, Ascomycota, Sordariomycetes, Sordariales, Chaetomiaceae. Gene Ontology annotation, molecular function: ATP-dependent protein folding chaperone; ATP binding. The record is from RefSeq and is a predicted model, not a curated record.